GAGCAGCAGAAGUCACGAUGAGUGCACAAGGUGAGGGACCCGGUCAGCCUUCCACUGCUGCCCAGGAGCAACCUGCAACCGCACAGCCUCAGAAGAGAGGACGAGGCAGACCCAGGAAACAACCACAAGAACCAACUGGUGAACCAUCUCCUAAAAGACCAAGAGGAAGACCCAAAGGAAGCAAAAACAAGAGUCCCUCUAAAGCAGCUCAGAAGAAAGCAGAAGCCACUGGUGAAAAGCGACCUAGAGGCCGGCCCAGAAAAUGGCCUCAACAAGUGGUUCAAAAGAAGCCUGCUCAGGACAUAAGUUAUCUGGAGAGGAGGCAAAAGGAUCAGAAUUUUUGCGGCAAGCUCUUUUUGCCAUGCAGCCUGAAGCGGCAAAAUGGAAACAUCAGAGUGAUGCUGGCCACUGUGUCUGGUGCUGUCGUGUCUGUUUUCAUACAGUACCUCAUCCAGAGCCAUGGAUCCAUAUGCAAUGUCGGGCUUUGCUGA
Cinclus cinclus is the source of this 491-nucleotide messenger RNA. It is a transcript of the gene HMGA2, whose product is annotated as high mobility group AT-hook 2. Gene Ontology annotation, molecular function: DNA binding; transcription coregulator activity. The record is from RefSeq and is a predicted model, not a curated record. NCBI's taxonomy places the organism in Eukaryota, Metazoa, Chordata, Aves, Passeriformes, Cinclidae. Gene Ontology annotation, cellular component: nucleus; chromatin. Gene Ontology annotation, biological process: regulation of DNA-templated transcription.